UGUCGCCGCCGCCCACCAACCGGCCCCCCGGGUUCCCUCAGCCCAGCCUGGUCCAGCCCGGUUCCCGGGAGGAUGAAGUUCGUGUACAAAGAAGAGCAUCCGUUCGAGAAGCGCCGCUCUGAGGGCGAGAAGAUCCGAAAGAAAUACCCGGACCGCGUGCCGGUGAUAGAAGAGGCUCCCAAAGCUCGGAUAGGAGACCUGGACAAAAAGAAAUACCUGGUGCCUUCUGAUCUCACAGUUGGUCAGUUCUGCUUCUUGAUCCGGAAGCGAAUUCAUCUCCGAGCUGAGGAUGCCUUGUUUUUCUUUGUCAACAAUGUCAUUCCACCCACCAGUGCCACAGUGGGUCAACUUUACUAGGAACACCAUGAAGAAGACUUCUUUCUGUACAUUGCUUAUAGUGACGAAAGUGCCUACGGUCCGUGAAGCCGCUGCCCCUGAGCUGGAGGGGGCUCUCAUUCUACAAAGAGAGAGGUGGCCUCCCUUUCUUGACUUCCUCCUCCUUCAAGCUCAAAUACCACCUCCCUUAUUCAGGACCGGCACUUCUUAACUUUUGAGGCUUUCUCUCCAGCCUCUCUUAGGAGGGGUAAUGGUGGAGCUGGCAUCUUCUACCUCUCCCUUCUCCUUUCUUCCCCUUUCUCUGCCCACCUUUCCCAUUCUGCUUUAGACUCUUGAUUGUCAGUCUCUGUCACAUCUAGUGAUUGUUUUGGUUUCUGUUCCCUUUCUGACUGCCCAAGGGGCUCAGAACCCCAGCAAUAUCUUCCUUUCACUAUCUUCUUUUUUGGGGGUAGUUGGAAGGGACUGAAAUUGUCGGGGGAAGGUAGGAGGCACAUCAAUAAAGAAGCAACCACCAAGCUG
Molecule: messenger RNA, 855 nt
Organism: Cebus imitator (Panamanian white-faced capuchin)
Lineage: Eukaryota; Metazoa; Chordata; Mammalia; Primates; Cebidae
Product: gamma-aminobutyric acid receptor-associated protein-like
Exons: 1
Coding region: 73-357 (94 amino acids)
Biological process (GO): cellular response to nitrogen starvation; autophagosome assembly; autophagy of mitochondrion
Cellular component (GO): autophagosome; cytosol; autophagosome membrane
Molecular function (GO): ubiquitin protein ligase binding; GABA receptor binding
Source: RefSeq, a predicted model, not a curated record